AUGUGGGCGGCCGGUGCUGUGGUGGCCAACAAACUCAGUGAAUGCAAGUCAGUGCGGGUGCUAUUGCUUGAGGCAGGAGGUGCUCAAAAUGCCACAUAUAAUGACAUACCCGGUAUGAUGAAAUACAUAUACAAGGAUAAUGUGAAUAUAUGGAAAUACUGGAAUGAACCCCACGAUAAUUAUGGCCAAGGGUAUGCCGGGGGUCGGGUGCCCGACCAUAAGGGCAAAACAUUGGGCGGUAGUACUGCUCAUAACGGUAUGUAUUUUAAUAGAGGAAAUGCGAGGGGUUAUGACGAAUGGGUCAAUACAUACGGUGCUGUCGGUUGGAGUUAUAAGGAUUUGUUGCCAGUGUUUAAGGAAUGGGAGAAUAAUACCGAUCGGAGUGUUGUUGAGAGUAAUCCCGGAUAUCACGGGACUACUGGUCCCAUACAAGUGUCUGCGCCUAAAAAUCCCGACAAAAUUAUUGAUGUGUUUCAUAAUGUAGUGAAUCAGUUGGGAUAUAGGGAUACAGAUGUAAACGGACCCAUUCAGACAGGCUAUCAGUUGCUUCAGCUGUACAUUAAUGGACAGGGGUUUAGGUCGGGAACGGGUAAUGCAUUCGUGGACCCGAACCCACACGAAGACAAUCUGCAUAUCGUUUGCAAAGCAUUGGUCUCAAGAAUACUAUUCAAUGUAUCUUGGCCAAACGUCGUACUAUUCCACUCAGGGUAUAACGGGACCGUCAAAACGAGUCUCAAUUUAGUUAAAAUCAAAAGCAGGGGAACUAUACGCCUACAGUCGACCAACCCUUUAGUGCCGCCUCUAUUGGACCCAAACUGGUUGUCCACACCCGAUGAUAACCAGAAUAUUAUGGACGCCACCAGGUUCAGCUGUCCAGUGUGUCGGUACCGGUAUCUGUAUGAGUGUACCGAAGGGUUGAUGUGUUAUAUUAGGUAUAAUACGCUGUCGUCCUAUCAUCCGGUGGGCAGUUGUCGUAUGGACUCAAUAGACAGACCCGAUGUUGUGGUCGACCCACAGUUGAGGGUUAAGUACGCGAAGAACCUCAGGGUAUGCGACGCCUCUAUAUUCCCAGUCCUACCCAACGCUAAUACCGGUGCCGCCGCUAUAACCGUAGGCCAUAAAUGUGCCCAAUUCAUCAAAGAUUAUUAUGAUUUACAUUAG
Messenger RNA from Oppiella nova, 1161 nucleotides. Lineage: Eukaryota; Metazoa; Arthropoda; Arachnida; Sarcoptiformes; Oppiidae. The record is from the annotation of a GenBank genome assembly.